Seminavis robusta is the source of this 609-nucleotide messenger RNA. NCBI's taxonomy places the organism in Eukaryota, Bacillariophyta, Bacillariophyceae, Naviculales, Naviculaceae. The record is from the annotation of a GenBank genome assembly.
AUGGCAGAAUCACUAGAUUCGACCACGGCAGACAUGGGGAAUGACGGUGUGCAACAAUGCAGGAAUCUGCUGAAAGCACAAGGGAUCAAGGUAGUCGCAUUUGAUAUGGAUCAAACGGCAGUUUCAAUUCACAGUCGAGGAAGACUUAGAAGAGGGGAUCCCUUGGAAAACUUCUUGAACAAGGCGACAGAAGACUUUAAAAAGUUGGUUCCAUUUCUGCACCGAGAUGGCUUUGGCCUAUCCAUAGCAACACACUCUGAUGAGGCCGAAUUCGGGAUUCUGGUGAAGCCAGAGACACACAUCCUUGGCAGUGAGCUUGCGAGAGCCCUGAUAUCCAAGUACUUUCCUUCCGAGAUUGUCGAUUCAUUUUUCCUUGUCGCCUACAAUCCACGGGCCCGUCCUGAUGGCCACAAGGAGGAGAACAAAAUCAAGAGGUAUCACAUUCGCAAGUUAAUUGAGCAUUUCCAGGUGGAACCACACGAAAUAUUGUUUCUAGAUGAUACCAAGAAAGUAGUGGAAGAUCUAAACAAGACUUGUGGCGUCAAGGCAUUCCUGGUGGAUGAGAAGAAAGGAUUUGAACUGAGUGAUAUAUUGGAUAAUUUGUCAUAG